Molecule: messenger RNA, 492 nt
Organism: Dufourea novaeangliae
Lineage: Eukaryota; Metazoa; Arthropoda; Insecta; Hymenoptera; Halictidae
Gene: mRpL55
Product: 39S ribosomal protein L55, mitochondrial
Exons: 2
Coding region: 127-456 (109 amino acids)
Biological process (GO): translation
Cellular component (GO): mitochondrial large ribosomal subunit
Molecular function (GO): structural constituent of ribosome
Source: RefSeq, a predicted model, not a curated record
UAUCGAAAUGGAAUUCGAUUCGAUAAAUCGUUUGACCAUUCUUUAGUCACGUGACUCUUUGUAGCAUGCGCAGUACGUGUUAUUGCAUAAGGUUAUCAUGUUGAUCAGUGUCGUUCGGACGAAACAAUGAACGUGUCUCCGCUCUUGCGAAUAACACAAACUGCACAAACCAUUCACAGAAGUUUUAACUGUUGGACGACGGCAAUAACGAAGAAACACAGAAAAAUCUAUCUACGAGAAUUUCCUACACGCCUUGUACUUCCAUGUGGCAGUAGCAUCAUUAUAAAUUACCCUGUACCAAGGCAAAUAAUCACACUUCCUCUUGAUAUUAAUACUCUUUCUCCAAUGGAUCGUCAACUUAGGAUAGCAGCUCGUACAACAGUGUCUAAAGUAAAAAUAGAAGAUGAAAUCAAUAUUGAUUUUGAUGAAACAGAGUAUUAUACAGUGAAAAAUUAAUCAUGUUUAUCAGGAUUUUAUAGUCAUUUAUAUUUA